AUGUCUUCCGGUGUCCGCUUUACCUCUCUCCCCGAACCUUCCGAGUUCGGUCAAAUCUGGGAGGCUCUUGAAAAGCUCAUCAAACGCCUCAAAGAACGACUCAAACUUCAGGAUGAAAAGUAUUCUAAUCUCGCUCUUGACGUUCUUGAUCGUCUCGAAUCAGGCAUCCAAGGCGAAGAGCGUCGGGCUCAGCUUUGUAAGCUUCGUGAGUCUUGGGGGCACCUCAAGAGACUGGAGCAUGAUCUGGCCUUUUACUUGAAGCAGCAGAGAAGGCUGGCCGAGGGUUCUUUGUCACGAAUUGCUGAGCAGCUUGGGACUCUGAAUGUUAAUUCGAUGGCUAGGGCUAUCCAGGCAAGUCAGAUGAGCCAGGCGUGCUAUGAGAGGCCUGUCGGGCCGUUGUUUGAUACAAUCGCCGAGUCGCCUAGAGAGUAG
Messenger RNA from Fusarium tjaetaba, 432 nucleotides. RefSeq lists its product as uncharacterized. The coding region runs from base 1 to 432 and encodes 143 amino acids. The record is from RefSeq and is a predicted model, not a curated record. Lineage: Eukaryota; Fungi; Ascomycota; Sordariomycetes; Hypocreales; Nectriaceae. The transcript has a single exon.